CGCCGACACAAUGUUGCAUCCGGAGAAGGUAGCUCUUUUCACUUCCCACCAAUGGAGGCCCAGAGCGUUGCCUCCGCGACCAAUCAGAAGCGGAACCCGGGAGAUCGGCGCAGGAAGGCGGUAGAGGGUGCAAAGAUCUCCCCGCGAGGCUGGAAGGGGAGCCGUGCGGGUCGCAAAAUCCGAGCGAGGGGGUUGUUGUUGCUGCUGCUGUUGCUGCUUUUGUUGCUUCGGUUUGCUUUUGGAGGAGAAAGCCCAUUGCACUUCCCGGCCCCACCGCGGAUGGGCUUUGCAAGGCGCACGUGCAACUCGGCUGGGCCCGGGAUGCCGGAGGGAAGCGGCCAGGCCCAGGAAAAGCUCCGCAACCUUUCUGGAGGCUCCGAUCGAGGGGAAGCAACUGGAUCUUUAAGCCGGCGCUUUUGAAUUCUCUCCAGGGGGAGCCUAUGGAGAGUGCAGACCGCGCUGCUGCUGCUGCUGCAACCCUCGUUUUGCGGGGGGAGCGUCUCCGAAGCCAGGUAUCUGCCGAAGGAGCCGAGCCAAGCUCUCCCCCUGGCGCGCUCACCUUUGGAACAGCUUAUCUGCCCUAAGGGAGACCGAGGACGGAAAGUGCAAAAAAUUACUCCAGAACCAAGCAGCCCAGCGCUGGAAGGAAGAGGAGAGAGCUCGGAGCCGCCUCCCUCCGGGUUCCGGAGAGCUUACUGCCCCGAGAGUGCGAUGCUAACCCCGGGAGCGAUGCAAAGAAGAGCAGGAGGGGAGCGAUAAGUUAGGAGCGCACGAAGCCAGUCAUUGGCCGGACCGGGAUCGAACCCGAGGAGAAGCCAGAAGGAACCGGACUGGGCUGCACGGGCUCCGUCGUGGCGGGGGGGUCCAAAGCUAACGGAACUGGAGGGCUGGUGAAUUCGCCGGCGGGGACUGGAUUCGGGCGGAUUCCCCGCCUCCAUGUGGAGCCACCAAGCUGGAAGGGAUCUCGCAGUCGACCAGAGUUGAGCCAGCCGAGCGAGGCGCUGCCACACCCGCCCACCGCCCCUGUUCCCAUGGAUAGCAGCGUCGUGGCGAUUAUCAUAGCCACCAGUGAGUCCUUGCAUGGCUUUCUCUCGCCUUUAAAUCGGGAUGGAUGCUGGGAGUUGUGGGGGGUCCUCUUCCCCCCCAAAUGAGACUGCCUCCCCCUGCUUGGUUAUGUCCCUGGCGUUAUACUUCGCUGUAUGCACACACAUAAUGUGGUUUUGGUUUGGCACCUAGACACUGUUUAUGGCCCCUUCAGGGAAACUGGUAGAUUCAAGUGCUUGGGACCUGGUUGUUUAUAUUACAGGCAGGUACUGGGCAAAGUCUUAGCCUUGCAGAGGCAGCUGCAGGUUUCUGCAAGUCACAGCUUUUGUGGCAAAAAGGGUGAUUUCCUGCUGUGAAUGCUAACUUAGGUUAUGUUCUCAGGGAUGCUAACUUAGCUUCUGGCUUGGCACCCCUCUGCAUUGUGGAUUCAUCACCCAUGUUGACCUCCUGCCCUUCGUGUGGGUUACUGGAGGAGAUGAACUAUUAGGGAGCUCUCUUGGCAUUGGCAUGGCUCCAGGGAUUGGAAGGGCUGGUUCAGUGCAUCAGGAGCCCUUUUGACACUCCCACAGAGCUGUAAGGAGCAUGUAGGGAUAAUGUUCAAAUCAGGACAGUGGAAUCCUGUUUAUGUAUUUGAAUUUCCUGUGAUUCCUUUUCUUCAGUAUGUUUGAGUAGAAGUUCAGCAGAGAAUGAUGCGAGCAGAAUGGUACAGCUUAUCAGAGGAACUUAAACUGGCACAGAAAUAUAGAAGCUUUGGAGAGCCACUAACAAAGGUUUCUGUGAAGUCAAAAACUUGCAUACAGUGCUUCUUUCUAUACAGUACUAAGCAGCUGAUGAAAGGUAUCACUUUUUCCUGUUUUGGCUUUCGAUUGGAUAAAAAUAUUCUAAGAGGUUUCGUACAAGAAUUACAUCUCCAAGCUUUUUUGUGAGCAAAAUACUGGUUGGAAUUUGAAGAAGCAUCUGGGAUCACCUGCUAGAGAGACAUGAUUGAUGACUGUCAAUCACCUGCUCCCUAUUUCCAUAUUGUUGUGCCCGUUUUUUUGAAUGUGAGAGUGAUACGUAUUUUGUUAAACAAGCCUUGGAGUUUCAUAGUGUGACCUGUGCCCUCCUCUGAGGUCUGAAGGCUUGUGUCUUCCACCCACAUAGUAAACUGCCCAUUGUAGAUCAUUAUCAAGGCUCUCCAAAGACGCCUGCAGAGAAGGAUAUCCUCCAUAUUAUUCAGGCAAAAAGGACAGCAGCCUAUCUGGAAGCAUUGCAAAAAAAUAUUAGUCAAUAUGCAUUCUCCCAUUUUCCACCCAAAGACGCCCAAGCUGGUUAGCAACAGUAAAAUCAAAAUACAAAACCAAGUCUUGAAAACAGAGCAUCAAUUAAAUAAAUGAUGAGGCAAACAAAAAUGACAUAUACAGUUAGCCAGUUUGACUAUAAAAACGGCUACCAGAACAGGCAUGUUUUCAAAAGGCAGCAAAUGAUAAUUAAAAACGUCUCCAAGGGCCAGGCUGCUCUCCCAGGGCAGAGAGUUGUAUAGCCCAAGUGAAAACUGCUGUAUUCCUGUCCAACAUGCCUCACGUACACAGAAUAUGAAGUAUAGAAUUUUAAAAAGCCUUUCUCAUCCAAAGCAAAGAUUAGACCAGCAAUUCCCUUUAUGAAACUGUUGGGAGUCAGAGUGAUGAAAUAAAUUGGCCGUGUUGUCUGUAUACCAGCAGGAGAGAGCAAGAUUUGUUUAUUUGUCAGUGGAAGCAUCGUUCAUUGCAUCCAUGUUACUUUUCCUUGUUUGGAAAAAUCUGGUGUUCCAAAUGAAAAUAAGAAAAGGCUUUUUUUAAACCAGGGAUGGGAAUCUAAUGGGCUUCCAGUUGUUGUUGGGUGACAAGCUCCACUGACUUAAAUAGACGUAAGUCCAGCAAAUUCAGCACAGAUGAGAAGCUCCCUCCUCUGCUCAGUUCUGCUGACUCCACAUGGGAGAAUAAGGACAAUUUCCCACCUGCAGACAAGAUUGUUCUAUCAAGAUCUAAUCUAGUUAUAACUCAGGCUGCUGCAUGCAUGAUCCCUGAUCCAGCAUGCCUGAACCAGAAUAUGUUAAAAAUUAAUAUAUGUUGGAGGUGCCAGGGCUUUUUGAACAAUGGCCCUCAAAUUUGCAGAUCAAAUUCUUCCGCAUUAGCUUCUGAACAGCCUUGUUCUGAUAAAGCAGGUGGAAACACAACAGAAUGAUAUUUAAACUUGAUUUCUCUUGCAUAAUCACCUAUGGUCAGCAGAGCUACUUGGAAGUAAGUUGUUAGUCUGAGGGCUGCAAAGUGGACAUGCUUGGACUUUUUAGGGUGGUUUUUGUUGUUGCAAAAAUGAGUGGAUUACCAUCUUAGGUGAAAUGAAAUAUUACCAUCUGGCUGUCAUUGGAAAGCAGAAAUAUGAGGAAUGUGAAAAUUAAGAGAUUAAGGUCGCAAUCCCAAACCUGUUUUUACUCCAAUCCUAUUAAAACCAGUAGGGCUAAUCUGAAGUCAGUAUGUGGUGGAAUUGCAGGCUCCUGGGACCCAAAGUCCUCCAGUGGUUUAAUUGCUGCUGUUUUCGUUGGAUUUUUUGCUAGUUGCCAAAUUUCCCUGGUGUCAUUCAGCUAUUUCUUGAGGGCUUACCUCUUGCUAAGCGCCUCCAGAGUAGAAUAAAGGCAGGUCCUGCCCACAGGUUUAUGUUCUAAGAAUAUGUGAUACAAAGGAAGAAGGCAAGGCAGGGAUUAAUGGGGAGAGAGGAAAGCACUAAAGAAAAUCCCAGAGGGAAUAAGGACUUAAAAAACCCCACAAAAACUUAUUCGAGAGAAAUGGAAAAUGUAACUACAGAGAGAGAGAGAGAGAUUUUGUGGGGUUGGGGGCAUUUUAUUAUCCUAAGCCAAAUUCCAACACACCUUGGAAAUUGGACACAUCCAAGCCAUGUGUGUCGUGUCAGGAGAAACCAACUCCAUUCUGCUUCUCUGUGUCAGUUUUGCAUUUUGUGCCCCAAUAGUUUCUGUUGGCUGGACUAAAAAUGUGCCCCAAAUACCUGACUCCUUUAGGAAUCCUUUGGAAUUCUCCCCCCCCCCCAAAAAAAGUUAUUUUUGGUUUUCAAUACUCUGUAUGGGCACUUAAAACUGCUCUCCUGAAUCAGUUUUAUUGCAUCUUUACCGUAGCACAUGACAUUGGCUGCAGUAAAAGAAUACUCAGAUAAUAGCAGUUCAUUUGAAAUGUUUGUGAUUUUCUUUCCUCCCAGGUGGUUGGGGGGGGGGACUGUGUCAGGGCUGGGUGGGACUGGAAGUGAGAAUUGGCUGAAAUUUGGGAAUGGUACUGUCAGGGAACUGCCAUCGGACGGAAGGGAGGUGAAAGGGCUCACACAGGUUGGGAGAGACGCAGCAGCUGAAGAGGGAACCGGAAGGGAGGUGAAAGGGCUCACACAGGUUGGGAGAGACGCAGCAGCUGAAGAGGGAACCGGAAGGGAGGUAAAAGCUCACACACAGGUUGGGAGAGACGCAGCAGCUGAAGAGGGAACCGGAAGGGAGGUGAAAGGGCUCACACAGGUUGGGAGAGACGCAGCAGCUGAAGAGGGAACCAGCAGGGGAGAGGAGCUGAGUUGGAGGGAUGGCUCAGAGACACUUCCAGCGAAAACAGUGGGGAGGUUUCAGGACCUCCUGUAAGAACACCCACUCCUCGCCGGAAACUGUCACGCAGAGAUUCCAGAAGACGCGUUUCCGUUAAGGAGCUUUUAUGUUGGAAGCGAUUACGAAAGCAACCACUGUCGGAAUCUGCUAGUGACUAGAGUAGCCAUGUCUGAGGGGCUCCGUCACAGACAGAGGUUUGUGGACUUGAACAAACUCUGAGGGGAUACGAUUUUACGCACAAGCAGCUCAUCAUCCCAUCACAGCAUUCCGACAGUCUUUGAAAGCAGCUUGUGCAGGAGAAGGCAUCAUGAGCAACCCAGCCGGAACCGGAGAAGCAGGAGCUGGAGCGGGUCCAAGCCUGGAAGAAAGGUACCAGAUGUUGGAGGUCCAGCUAGCGAUGCAGACGGCGAGGCUUGAGGAGAGGAGGGCUCUGGAUGCAGACAAAAGGGAAAGCCACCCAGUUCGCCAGAAAGGUACCAGGAUUGGUGCAGAAGUUUGGGGGGGAGCCCAAAACUAUCAUGGUUUUCGGACAGAAAUGCAAUAUGCCCUCAAUCUGCAGUUUGAUGAAUUCCCUGACGAGGAAUCACGAGUGGCUUUCGUGAUUGAGCAUCUUGAAAAGGGCGAGAGACUGGGUUAGACCCCUGAUGGCAGCUAAUAGUGACGUCUUAAAGGACACGAUGAAGUUCUUUCGCGCCAUGGAUCUGAUGUUUUCCAGCGAUAUUGAAAAGGGAGUGGUGCGCAGACAGUUAAUGGGUUGCAAACAGGGGAGCCGAUCUGUCCGUGAGUACUGGACUGAGUUCACCAUGCUUGUUCACAGAUUGGGGUGGGACUUAUCGGCGGAACCCAUUCAAAUGCUUUUUGAAGAAGGGCUUUCUUCGGCUGUGAAAGACGAACUUUCCCGGGCGCCCAGGGCGGAGUCUAUGGACCAGCUGACCAAAUCAGCGCUGGCCAUAGGAGCGCGCCAGGAGGCGAGAGCAUUGGAGAGGCGGGAAGGGAAGGGGAACUUUGGAAGGAGUUCCGCAUUCCAGACAUUCCAGAGCCAACUUUCCCACCGGCAGAGCCGAUGGAAAUAGGAACAGCGCGCGCGCGCAGUUUCAAAGCCCAGUGAGGGGGCAAAGAAGGAGGGAAAAGGCGCCCGGAAAUGCUAUCUCUGCCAACAGCCAGGUCACUUUGCCAGAGUCUGCCCCCAGAGGAAAGAAUGGCAAGGGAUGGUAGGAGCGGUGGAUGGAAGAGAGGAAAAAAUACCGGAGCAAGUAAAAGCCAACGCCUGGCUGCCACUGUCAGGGCACAGCAGCCAGGCCAAAGAGCAGUGAGAGUGCCCACGCCAGAACCUCCUAAACCCGCCCUAGUGAUAGAAGUGACGCUAGAGCUGCCAAACGGACACCCUCUAAAGAUAAAGGCGCUGUUGGACUCAGGCAGCUCCUGCAAUUUCAUGAGCAAAGAGUUUGCAGCUGAACACCAGAUACAGACAAUCCCUUUAAGCAGCCCCUGCAGGUGACCACGAUCGAUGGCAGGGAGCUGUUGGGUGGAGAAGUCAGCUUGCAGACCGUCCCAAUGAUAAUGAAGGUAGCAAGGCACACCGAACUGAUAGCUUUUAAUGUGGCCACCUUGGGAGGAGCUCCCAUUAUAUUGGGGAUGAGCUGGCUAGCGUUACAUGAUCCGCUGGUGGGCUGGCAUCAGAGAGUGGUUUCUUUUGGUUCAGCACAUUGCUUAGAACACUGCAAAGAGGAAAGGGUUUGGCAGGGGUCCAAGCCACCCUAGCAGGGACUGAAGUAACAGAGAACGUGAAGGUACCACGACAAUAUGCAGAUCUCCGUGACGUCUUCAGCGAAAGGAAGCUGACCAACUACCCCGCAUAGACCCUUUGACUGUCAAAUCAACUUACUCCCUGGAGCACAGCUCCCUGUAGGCAAGCUGUACGCCAUGUCAGACAGAGAGAUGCAGGAGUUAAGAGAGUUCAUUGACAAGAACCUGAAGAGAGGGUUCAUCAGAGAGUCCAGGGCGGUGGGGGCAGCCCAGUGUUUUUGUGGAUAAGAAAAACACGAACAAGCCGAGGCUGGUGUGUGACUUCAGGGCCUUAAAUGCAGUGUCAGAACCAGUAGCCUUCCCUAUGCCCAGGAUUGACGACAUUUUGACAAGGGUGCGGAAGGGAAAGAUUUUCACAAAGCUGGACCUAAGGGGGGCGUACAACCUGGUACGAAUAAGGAAGGGGAUGAAUGGAAAACCACUAUGUUCACCCCUUUAGGGGCAUUUGAAUAUUUGGUUAUGCCCUUCGGCCUACAAGCAGGCUCCGCAACAUUUCAAUCGUUUAUGAACCACGUCCUGGGGCCUUUGCUUUACAAGAAUUGUGUGGCCUUUUUAGACGACGUGUUGGUGUAUUCUGAGAAUGAGGAGCAGCAUGUGAGAGACGUCAGAGAAGUGUUGAGCAGGCUGCAAGCCAGCCUGCUGUGGGUGAAACUGGAGAAGUGUCAGUUUCAUACCAAGGAGGUGGAAUUCCUGGGGUAUCGCCUGUCAGACAAGGGAUUGGCCAUGGAUCCCGGCAAGGUCCAGGCGGUGCUGGAAUGGAAAACACCCAAAACAAAGAAGGAUGUGCAGAGGUUCCUAGGAUUUGGGAACUUCUAUCGUAAGUUCAUCCGAAACUUUGCCCACCUGACGGCGCCCAUUACAGACUGUCUCAGCAGUAAGAAGAAGUUCGUGUGGACUGAGGAGGCGGAGCGAGCAUUUGAGGAACUAAAAAAGGGCCUUCGCCUCGGAACAACAACUCCUGCAUGUGGAUUUACAAAAACCGAUGAGAGUGGAAACUGACGCAUCAGACAGAGCGAUUGGGGCGGUGCUUCUGCAGCCAGGCAAGAAGGGGUCAGAGUGGAGACCGUGUGCCUUUUUUCGCGAAGCUGAACAAAUCCGAGAGGAACUACACGGUGUAUGACCGAGAACUACUAGCCAUUCAUGAGGCGUUCCGGAGAUGGAGGCACCUGCUAAUUGGCGCACAACAUAAGGUGCAAGUGUGCACUGACCACAAGAACCUAGAGUAUUGGAGGACGGCACGAGUGCUCAACCAACGGCAAGUGAGAUGGGCCCAGGAGUUCUCCAAAUUUAACUUUGAGAUUAGUUACGUGCCAGGCCCAGAGAACAUUAGGGCGGACGCUCUCUCACGCAAACCUGAAUAUUUGGAGGGAGGGGCACCCGAAGAGAGACAUGUCAUUCCAGAGGACCGCUGGGUGUGUGGGGCGGCAUUGGUGGGACAAAGAGAACUGGUAGAGGAAACAGAGAAUGAUGAAUACGCCCAGAAUAAGCUCAGAGGUCUUAGGGGUGAGGGAGAGGAACCAUGGGGUUUCGAGGAAAGAAAUGGAGCUUUGUAUUACAAAGGGGCACUGUAUAUCCCUGAAGGAGACUUAAGGGGGAGGGUACUCAAGCAGUUGCACGACAGCCCUACGGCGGGGCAUUUUGGACAACACAAAACCAUGUGGUUGGUCACCAGGGAAUUUUGGUGGCCUAAGGUGAGGGAGAUGUACGUGAGUAUGUAAGAGGGUGCGAGCAAUGCCAGCGAGCCAAAGGGGAAAGGCGGGCGCCGGCGGGGCUAUUAGAACCCUUACCAACCCCAGAACGACCUUGGGAGGCAGUGUCGAUAGAUUUUAUGACUGAUCUGCCGAAGUCCAAAGGGAAAACAGCCAUCAUGGUGGUGGUAGACCUACUAACAAAGAUGUGCCACUUUGUAGCUUGCUCGCAUGCAGUCACGGCGGAAGAGACAGCGAAGUUAUUUGUAGAAAACAUUUUUAGGUUGCACGGGGUGCCAUUGAGGGUGGUCUCAGACCGAGGAAAACAAUUUACUUCCAGGUUCUGGAGGAAGCUCAUGAGCUUACUGCAGGUGGAGGUCAAUUUUUCGACUGCCCGGCACCCUGAAACCAACGGGCAGGCGGAAAGAGCAAACGGUGUCCUCCAGCAAUACCUGAGGUGUUAUGUCAAUGACAGAGAGAAUGACUGGGUAGAAAAGUUGGCGCUGGCGGAAUUUGCCUACAACAAUGCCGAGAAUGUGUCCACAGGGAUGAGCCCCUUCUUGGCUAAUUAUGGGUGUCAUCCCAGGGCUUUCCCAGGGGAGAGGGGAGAGAUGGAGCGUCCCGGCAGCCGAGCAUUUUGUGGAAGAAAUGGAAGCAAUCCAUCGUCAGCUCCAACUCAACUUAGAAAGGGCGAAGGAAGAAUACAAGAGGCAGGCAGACAAGAACCGAAGGGAAGGUGAAACCAUAAGGGUGGGAGAUAGGGUGUGGCUGUCAACCCAAGGGUUGCCGUUCAAAGGAGGUUGUAAGAAAUUAAGACCCAGGAGGUUGGGUCCCUUUGAGGUCAUUCAACAGGUCAACCCAGUGGCUUUCAGGCUCCGGUUACCCAACCACAUGAAACUGCACCCAGUAUUUCACAGGUCGUUACUGUCACCGUACGAGGGGGACGAGAAGGGCUGGCCCCUCGGGGACCGGUCGUAGAAGAAAGAGACUGCAGCAGCCAUGUGGCAGAAAUCCUCGACGCCAGGUGGAAGGGGAUCAGGUGGAGUAUUUGGUAGCGUGGGAAGGAGAACCGGAGUCAGAAAACACUUGGGUAAUGGCUGAAGAUAUCAAUGACGAGGUAUUGAUAGAAACGUUCCAUCAAAGGUUCCCAAGGAAACCUCAGCCUGUGGAGAGGUUCCGGAGGGAAUACUUUGGGACCACUGAUGAAGGGGAGGAGUUGGAAGGAUUCCCGGACUCGGAAGGGGAAGGGAGAUGGACUCUGAGGAGGAGGUGUACUUGAGACCAGGAACCGCAACAGGUUGAGAGAAGUGUUCGAGACAUCGGAAGAUGAAGGAAGUUCAUUCCGGGGUUUUGCCUCCUCACCGCCCGUAGAGGAGGGGCGAGAGGGGGUGAAGGGGGCCCUGGAGGGAGGUGGAUGUCAGGGAACUGCCAUCGGACGGAAGGGAGGUGAAAGGGCUCACACAGGUUGGGAGAGACGCAGCAGCUGAAGAGGGAACCGGAAGGGAGGUGAAAGGGCUCACACAGGUUGGGAGAGACGCAGCAGCUGAAGAGGGAACCGGAAGGGAGGUGAAAGGGCUCACACAGGUUGGGAGAGACGCAGCAGCUGAAGAGGGAACCAGCAGGGGGAGAGGAGCUGAGUUGGAGGGAUGGCUCAGAGACACUUCCAGCGAAAACAGUGGGGAGGUUUCAGGACCUCCUGUAAGAACACCCACUCCUCGCCGGAAACUGUCACGCAGAGAUUCCAGAAGACGCGUUUCCGUUAAGGAGCUUUUAUGUUGGAAGCGAUUACAAAGCAACCACUGUCGGAAUCUGCUAGUGACUAGAGUAGCCAUGUCUGAGGGGCUCCGUCACAGACAGAGGUUUGUGGACUUGAACAAACUCUGAGGGGAUACGAUUUUACGCACAAGCAGCUCAUCAUCCCAUCACAGGUACUUAAUACUAUGUAGGUGACACAGUAUCCCAGAAGGACUGUGUUGAAGGUCUGCAUCUGUAUUUUAUUUUAUUUUUUAGUGGUGGGUGUUGAAAAUGGGGCAGCGAAACAGGUUUAGUGCUUGAGAAACUAGCAACAGGCCAGCUGCAUAGUACUCUCUGGAAAGCCAACCACGUUUUAUAGUUUACCUCAAAUCACCCAGAUUAGAUUGUGCUACAAGCAGUAGGGCUGUGGUGCCACUAUAGCAGAGGCAGCGUACGAUAUGGAGGAAGGGCUUGGAAAGUUUAUACAAGUGAGCUGCAUACCCAAGGGAGCAACAUAUCUGCUAUUGCUGGGUACCUGUUAAGGGGUAAAGGUAAGGUCUAAACCACUGAGCCUCUUGGGCUUGCCGAUCAGAAGGUCAGUGGUUCAAAUCCCCGCUAUGGGGUGAGCUCCUGUUGCUCUGCCCCAGCUCUUGCCAACCUAGCAGUUUGAAAGCACACCAGUGCAAGUAGAUAAAUAGGUACCGUUGCGGCGAGAAAGUAAACGGCAUUUCCGUGCACUCUGGUUUCCAUCACGGUGUUCCGUUGCGCCAGAAGUGGUUUGGUUGUGCUGGCCACAUGACCCAGAAAGCUGUCUGUGGACAAAUGCUGGUUUCCUCGGCCUGAAAGCGAGAUGUGCGCCGCAACCUCAUAGUUGCCUUGGACUGGACUUAACCAUCCAGGGGUCCUAUAGCUUUACCUUAAGGGGCAAUUGGACCAGGGGGUGGAAUCUCAGGUUCUGCUUGCAGGCUUCCCAUGGGCAGCUGGUUGCCUGUAGUGAUAACUGGAUGCUGAAUUUAUUUAUUUUUCUACUUGUUUAGUACCAAAUCUGUGCAUGGGUCUUUACAAAGAAGAAGUUUGGCAUGCCCAUCUCCGAUGGGGUUUACGAGCUUAAGGCUAGAUUGUCAUGACCUAUGAGGAGAAACCUUGUUCGUGUUUCAUGUGAUAGAUACCUUGCUUAAGAGACAUAUAGGCAACUGCCAGUCUCUUAAAAUUAGCUAUAUUUCUAUUCUUCCUGAAUAGAAAGCUUUCACAUUCCUAAAUGUGCAGAGAUUUGGCUGAACAAGAGUAUCACUCUCAAACUACUGGAGCUCUGUGAUGCUCUUUUAAAAAAAAACACCCAACAACAACUCGCCUACCAACAUAGAUUGAUUCCAGCCGUGUAAAUGUGACAGGUUACUAAUCCACAAGCAUGCUUCACAGCCUACCUUUCCCACAGAUACUUGUGGCAUAUUGAUGGCUUUAUUUGAUUAAAAAUAGCAGUUUCUCUUUUCAGUUCACAGAAGCUUCUUUACCUAGUCAGAAUAGAGACCAUUUUUACUUGCCAUAGGUGCCUGUUUACAAGCUUGGUCAAAUAAAAGAAUUCAUUGACCAUCUUUGCAUUUCUUAGUGGUGCUGGAAUGCCACCAAAUCUUAGACCAUAAACCUCAUUAUUGUGUCUGCAGAUCGCAGCCAGAUUCAGUUUGCUAUAUCUGCAUUGGUGUGUUUUGCUUGUUUUUAAAGAACUGGGCACCUGUUUCUGUCUGCCAAGGGCUGGAAUCUCAGUUAUGAGAGAAAAGUUGAGACAAUUAGAAAGGCUUGAAAAGUGUGCUUUUGGCAGCUCCUGUUUCCAAUCUUCUCCAGGAGCAUUUGGGUACCCGUUUCUGUCAUUCGUAAUUCCAUUGUGGCCAUGUAGAUUCCCAGAGUCACUGCUCCUAGCUAGGGAUGAACUCGGUUAGGAUGCCAGAGGGCGCUAAAUCAGUGGCUCUCUCCUGCCCCCAUUGCCUUUAGCCUUGCAGAGUGUACAUUUCCUGGAGACUUCAGCCAGGAUGUGAAGCCUGAGGCCUAGUCCCAGGCUGUGUGGAACACCCUCACCCGUGUUUCCCCUUUUCUCUUCCUCGACAGCAGUUUCUUCCUCCAUCUUCAUCGUGGCCAUUUUGGUGCUGCUGCUGCUUUUGUACCACCGGGACCCCCUGUGCUGCCAGUUCCUGUGCUCUUGCCGUUUCUUCCAGAGCCCCAGUCAGUAUGUGAGUAUCUCCACCUCCCUCUUCCCUGCUGUUUCAAUAGGCCUUGCAUCCAAAUGCACCCACCUGCCCACCCACCACAUUUCUUUCUGCUCCGGCUGGGAUGGAAGGAACCAAGGCACCCGCCCAGCUCAGCCUUCCGUAGGGUCCCAUUACAGGUUUGUACAGAAUGGCCUCGGGGUUUAGGCAUUAUUAUGAUUAUUAUAAUUCGUUGCUUACUCCUGGCUGGAGAGCAGCUCAAGGCCUAUUUGCAGUUCUCUCCUGCUGGGUUAUAGUGUUCACUCACCAAGACACUCCCUGGCUCCCCGCUUCCUUCCCACUCUCUUCCACCAACAAAGCCCUUUCACCUGAGCGUGUCGCCAAUGGGCGGCUUUUGAGCAUGGCUUGUGCUGUCGGGGGGCACGUUAUUGAAUUUUGAGAGCACGAGAAGGCAGCACCAGGAGUGACGCAGGUCGCCAGGGCGAUGGUGAUAUCCCCCUGCGCCUAAGAGAACUGCACUCCUCCUUAACUCUCUGGCACACUUCUUUCUUUCUUUCUUUCUUUCUUUCUUUCUUUCUUUCUUUCUUUUUUGGCAACGAUGGAUCACAGCAGGGAGUGCUACUGUAAGGCACGGGUAAAAUACAGACAAUGCCACUCUUGGUUGCUGGUAUCCUGGCAACCAGCAUUAUACUUUGCACAGCUCACGAUUGGAGACAGCCACAGAGAGAACAUUUCCCCCUAUUUUUCUUCUCUCUCUCUCUCUCUCUCUCUCUCUCACACACACACACACACACACACACACACUGACUCACAGUCACAAACCCUUCCCCUCUCUCUUAUGCACACACACACACAAGCGUUUUUGAUGACUGCUGUUUGAGGAGCACCUGAGCAACUUCAUGGCAUUUCUCUCCCCACCCCACCGUGCAUUAGACAUUUGAAAGACCAAAAAACCUGGGCAGCCUGUGUAUACUUUCCCCCUUGCAGGUUCAGACCACCAAAGGCCUAUCUAGUCCAGCACCCUGUUUCUCCCUACGACCAGCCAGAGAGAGGCCUCUUGAGAAGCCCCCAAACAGCGCAUGAGAGCAACAGCCCUCUCUCUCCCCAAACGUGUUCCUUAGCAACUGGUAUUCAGAGGUUCCCUUCAGCGAGGAACAAAUCCCUUUAUUCGUUUACAUUUGUACUUCCGCAUAUUCACAUAUGAAACUGCUCGGGGUAAAAAGUGCAGUUUGGCCACCAGAAGCAGUGAAAAUGGCUCACUUAACUCUCCUGGAAAGGAACCAUCAGGGGUGACUUUCAGGUAAUUCCUGGCAGAUAGCAGGAAUUCCUUUACAGGAUGCAUGUUGGUGUAGAUAUAGCCACGUGGAAAAAGCAAGAGAAAUCCCACAGUGCUUGUAGUCCAGAACCCAACAUUGAUUGGAGGGUGGCAGCAAAGACUCAGAAUUGCUUUGAAGUAACAGAAAUGUGCCAUGUCCCUAGUACGGCCAAGAGGGCUGUGACAAGGGUUUCCUCAGCCCAAUAAGUUUUGUGUAUCACGUUCAUGUUCAGGGACAAUUGAAAUGCUUUCCUAACAAAAGCUUGUGUUUUUGGGUCCAGGUGUCACAUCAUGAAAUCAGGCCAGAAUUUAGGAACGCUCAAUUCAAGUCAUGUCAAGAUGACAUGUUUGAUGGGUGUGGUCUCUCCUGAUUUUUGCUGGAGGAAUUGCAACUUUCCAGUUGCGGUAUCCCCUCCAGUUGGGAACUUUCCUUUUGUUUUCUCGAGACUGCCAUGCCACUACCCUUGUGGGCUUUUGUGGCACAGGAGGUGACACCGUUUGAGUUGAUGGGGCCCAGGUGCAAGAGCCUCUUAAAAGUUUGCUGCACAGUGCUUGCGUGGGAAAGUGAUCAUUUCUGGCCUCCAGCCAUGCGGCCUCCACUAUCCCAGAUUACUGUGUAUAACAUGUGCGCAUGCGGGUUAUCAUACGGUGGCAACCUACUGUCAAAACACUGCCCUGCCCAGUUCGCCACACUACCACAAAGGCUUCUGCAAGUGCGUCGGUGGUCCCAUGCAAGUGGAACCUUUGGGUCUGUGGGUGGAAGCGAAGCGAUUGGCUAAGUGCUGUGCAGCAGCGCACGUAGAUCUGCUGGGGAAAGCUCAGGGCCAUGUGCCAGAUUGGCAAGCUCUACAACCGAGCCUUGUUUGCUUGCGGCUCACCUUUCGGAUCCCAGGUUUGGAUUUCAGAGCUUCAGGAGCUGGUGCUACGUUUUGCUUGCUCCACCUGUGGAGGCUUAGCUUGAACAAUGGGCGUAGUUUCUCAGAGGCUCCGUUGCAAGAAACCAGAAGGGAAGGGAGAAGAAGGUGAAAUGCAAAAUGGAGGCUUUAACCCUUGGAAACUCACAUCCCGCUUUCCACAAGAAUAUGAUACGUCGUACUGGCCGACACGUAUAUAAAUUGCAGUUUGCUGACCCAUCACGUCCCUCUGUCCUUGCCCAAAGAUGUUAAUUUUCCCCAGAGGAAAGGGAUUAUAUCUGGAGGCAGGUCUGGGCUCAUUUAAGUGCUACACCAGACAUUUGCAAAUCAUUGAAUUUCCCCUAGGCUCUCAAUAAGGCCAAUAUUGAUGUACAGUGGUACCUCGGGUUACAGACGCUUCAGGUUACAGACUCCACUAACCCAGAAAUAGUACCUUGGGUUAAGAACUUUACUUCAGGAUGAGAACAGAAAUUGUGCCUCGGCAGCAGCGGGAGGCCCCAUUAGCUAAAGUGGUACCUCAGGUUAAGAACAGUUUCAGGUUGAGAACGGACCUCCAGAAUGAAUUAAGUUCAUAACCCGAGGUACCACUGUAGUAUAAUCACGCCUUUCAAGUGAGCUCAUGGUGUCCCGUCCCCCCCCCCCCCCCCGUGAUUCCAUUCAACCUGUUCCUUCUCUCUUUGGGUUUCUCUGCUCCCUUCUUGCUGUUACUUGUGAUGGAUCUCUUUGUGGCUCUGCCUUCUGUGCCCUUUUGCAGGUGUUUGCUUAGUAGCAACUCUCUGAGUCCAAAGGUAGAGGGAGGAAGAGCUGAGAUUGUACCCUGUACUGCAAAGGCCUUCAGCUGCGCAUCCUGGAUGUUGCUGGACCAUACAACUGCCUUGGCCGAGCUGGCUGGGGCUGAUGCGAACUGUAGUCUUAACAGCACCUUUGAAGAACGCUGCUGUAUCCCCUUCCUUUGGGAGGUGGGCUGGCACCCAGGAGGACUUCCUGUUGUUCUCAAAACACGCCUCUCUAGGAGAAGCAGUGUGUAGAGCUCAGGCAUAGAGUGGGAGGUAUGGGAAAGACCAGCGCUAGGGAUUUCUGUAGAUGAUUCACUCUUAUCUACAACCAAGUGGCUUUUAUCACUGCUUCAGGCCUAAUGUCAGAAUCCCAUAUACCAGCAGGUGAGAUGCUUUACUGCCGCCACCUAGGUGAAUCAUUAUGUACACAGACAACAUCCUAUGCGAGUGGGAAGGAUGUUUCAGCUGCUGCAGUUAAAUAGCCCAAAUAACCAAGGUGGCUCACACACCAAAACAAACAAACAGACUCAGUGCUGUAAGGUGCUGGAUUACAUAUCAGAGGCUAGCAACAGACAGGAGGUAGAUUGGGAUCUGCUGGGGUAGUUUGCAGUCUGUUGACAAUGGUUUCCGACGCUCAAAUAUUUACAGACAGCAACAAUGAAAAAAGGCUUACCCACUGCCACCCUUUAAAAUUAGGCUGAGGAAAAGCUUGGGAGGAAAUGAAGGGCUUUUUUGUUUGUGAAGGGGACAGCAAGUUCAGUUCCUGCCCUGAAAACAAGCUGGCUGUGCCUCAGGUGCACGGUGUUCUUUUAAGUUUCUUCCCCCAUCAGCCACAACUUUGCACUUGGGGGGGUCUCUCAGGUUUCUGUUAAAGAAGAUGGUAGAUACCUCAAGCCAGGAACUCCUCCCUCAUUCCUUCCUGAGAGGAUGGAAGCCAUCCCUGGCGUCCUCUGGCUGGUUGCCCAGGCAUAACUUUCUGUUGUUCUCUGAGGCCUCUUCACGAACCAGGAUUGAUAUGAUUUUGCCAUAUACCAAAAGUGGGUUUAGCUAGGAAAGUGUAGCUUGCCGGGAAGCUCUUGCCUCUAGAAAACUGCGCCCUGAAGAGUGAUUCAACAACAGCAGCUGUCGGAGAAAAAACAGCUUGUGAGCGUUUGUUUUCAGAGGUGAAACUUUUCAGUCAGCGCUCUUGUCACAUGAACACGAAGAGGCUUCAGCUAAUUGAGAUUUGCAGUCAUUCCGCUUCUGUGAAACACAUGAGGUCCAGAAAGGCAGCUUAGAAAUACUUUUAAAAUGAAAAAUUAAAUAAGCACGGGGCUCUGGACAGGGUGGUUUGAUGUCAAGGCCCUUCUGCCGCCCUGACUCCUAGGAGGAGGCACGGCCAUUUUGUUUAUGACCCCAAGCCAGUGACUGAUCUUGAGGCACAAGCUUUGGCCAUGAGGAGCCUGUGACCUUCCAGGUGUUGUUACUUUUGAUCUGCGCAAAGGAACACAUUGCCAGCUUGCUGAACACACACCCCGGAGUUGCCCGAGAGGAAAGCUCGGCUUGUAUUUUAAUUUUCCUUCCUUUCUUUCACUCCAUGUAGGAUUGCCCCCCUCCCUACUUCAGCAGCAACCAGCGUCUGGUGGGACCACCGUCGGGGACGCCGCGUCUGGAAAGCGCAGCUGAAAACCCUGGCGUCCAGGUGAGGGGGAGACUUUCCUUCCUGAAAGUUUGGGCGAAUCACCUGUAAAAGGAGCGUGACCUGCGCAGGAGAAGGGGGCUUGAUUCAGGAGGCCAGUCGAACACCAGGGAGGGAGUUGGAACCGCUGAUGGUGGAUCCCCAGGGGUUGUCCCCUCUAGGCAAGAGGUUGGGUCAAUGAGGAGGUGGAAUCAGGGAGAAAAAGCACCAGGUCCAUGGGCCUGGUGGUUGUGGAAACCUCUGGGCAAGGGGCACGAGCCUCAGCAAGUGCCUUGUUGUGCCAGCACUUGUUGAACAAAGCAUUGCUGGCAUAUUCUCUGUUCCAAGAACAAGGCUUCCACAGACCCACCAUUUUCACAGUGUGGCUUUUAUGGCUUUGCAUACAUGCAAAUAACACAUUUCGACACCCAAAGAGGGAAGCAUGGAGAGUAUUGUGCCACAUGCGAGAACUGGCACCGUUUUGCUUUCUUCCGAAGGCUGCUUCUCCCAUUAUAGGCGAGCGGCGGAUUUUUGUCGUCAAGCCAAUUCCUAAAAAGUAAAGUGGGAAGGCAACAACGGACGAGUCCCCGAGCUGGGUGUAUCAUCCGGGUGCAUUUGUUAAUGGUGUCCCUCUCUGCGUCUAGGGAGAUGAGCUGUUCUGUGUCGGACCCCCCAGCAGCUACCAGCUCCCACCGUGGGAGCAGCCGCGGCUGCCGAGCUACGAGAGCGUGCGGAAGAAGGAUCGCCAGCGGGAGAUCCACCAGAUGAUUGCCGAAAGGUUCGGCUUGUGGGCGGAGAUCUCCCCAGAGGUAAGCAAUCUUCAGCGAGAAAAUAAUAAUAAUAAAACAACAACCCUCCACCCUACCACUAUCUUAGGGUAUAGAAUUAUCCCGCUGGCAGGUCUCUAAUUAUAAAACUUGCCCGGAGGUUCCUCCUCCUCCUCCUGAUACCUUGAGACCUGGCUCUAUCUUUCCAAUGGCAUUUUUAUCUUGGAAGGAACACAGUGUUCCAGGAGGCUCCAGCGCUAAGCCACUUGUUUACAUUCCUUCUGGCUAAUGAUUCAUCCUGUAUCUUUUGGAAAGAAGUGCUUCUGUCUUCCUCAAGGAGCCAAAACAGACACGGUGGCAGCCGGGGAUAAAGCCUCUGAGACGGUGCAAAGUGCCUUGCCAUGCCCCUAGCACUGUAGGAGCUGUUCUGUUGCUGCCUUGCAGGGUCACAGGAGGGUUAUCAGACCAGAGAGCCCUCUGCCCAAGAUCCCCUUUAACCUGGAGCUAAGAAUAUAGGAAACCUCAGGCCCAGAGACCCCAAUGUGGCCCUCCAAAUUUCUCUGUCUGGCCUACAGGACUCUGCCCAGGCCACGCAGGUCCUUGCUUUGCACCCUUUUUGAGUGUUUUUGCCUGGCUGGAAUGUGUCCUUCCACUCUGAUAAUGCCUCUUUCUUGCCUGGCUGGAGGGUAGACAGGUGCGCAGAAACUUGCCUACUGCACAAGAGCAAGAAUUACACCUGCUGCUCUGCCCCUUUUGGCCUCUGGCUCCAUCCACCGCUGCCGCUAUGUGGCCUUGGAAGAUUUCCCAGAAGGAAAUGAUAUUUUUGGAUGUAAAAAGGUUUCCUGCGUCUGCUGUAGCCAAGCAGUGAUUCUCCCCCACCCUGUUGUUCUCUCCGCUCACACGUUUUGUGUGCGUAGUGCUUCAAAGUCUGCAAAACGUAUCUGACCAAAGAUUUUUAUAGUGUACAUGCCUCUCCCCCUCUCCGUUUCUGUCCUCCCAAGGUAGGAUAGGCUGAGGCCCAGGGUCACCCUGUGAGUUUCACAGCUGAGCGGGUAUUUGAACCCGGGUUUCCAAGGUCCCAGGCCAGCACUCUGACCAGUAUACCACCCUGGCUCUCCAGAUGAGGAUGGGACAAAUGAAACCAAUGCUUUACACCACAGGAAACCUCAUCAAAAACAAGGCCAGUUCUUUCUUUAAAAAAAAAAAAAAAGCCUACUUCCACAGCUUAAAACAGUCUGAAGCCCAUUUCAAACAGGUUUAAAUUUACAGUGAAGAGUAUAGAGUAGUUUGAAAAGGCAAAAUAAUUUUGCUGUGGGAUGCUGGUGUUCCACUCAAAUGGCAGCUAUACUUGGUGUGUGUGAAUUAGCAUUGGCUCCUCUAAGGAUGAAUAACAGUAAUAAUAGUAGUAAAAAAUAAAAUAAUAAAAUAAAAUAAAAUAAAAUAAAAUAAAAUAAAAGCUUUAUUAUUUAUACCCCGCCCAUCUGGCUGGAUUGCCCCAGCUACCCUGGGCAGCUUCCAACACAUAUAAAACUUAAUAAAACAUCGGAAUGUUAAAAACUUCCUGAUACAGGGCUGCCUUUGGAUGUCUCCUAAAAGUUGUGUAGUUCUUUAGCUCCUUGACAUCUGAUGGGAGGGCGUUCCACAGGGAGGGAGGGUGCCACUGCCGAGAAGGCCCUCUUCCUGGUUCCCUGUAACCUCACUUUUCGCACUGAGGGGACUGGCAGAAGGCCCUCUGUGCCAGACCUCAGUGUCCAGGCUGAAUGAUGGGGGAGGUGGAGAUGCUCCUUCAGGUAUACUGGGCGAGGCAGUUUACAAACUCAGCUGGGUUGUAAAUGUCAUUGAACUGGGGCGGGGGGGAGAGAGAUUUAUUUCUGAGUAGCCGUGUAGAAGACUCAAGCAUUGCUGUUGAUUCUUCUAAUGGACUUGAGCCUUACAAGUACUCUAUCAAAGGAGCAAUAAUGGUAGUCAGCACUCUCGCAACCACUUACCAUUUAUAUUGCAUACUUAAAGUGCUUUCAGCAGAUAGGUGAGCCUUCAUAACAACCCGCAGUCUAGAUAAGGAGAGGCCCAGAGCGGAUAAGCAGGGGCACGUGUUGCAAUGAACGUUACAAGCUGAUCUUUGUACUUGGAUCGCACAUCUGCCCUCGGACAAUAUUCAUGGUUUCUUGUUCUCCAUCUUUUCCCUGCCUGAUUUUGAGAUGUUGUUUUCCCUGGGCUCUGAACCCUGAGAGAUGGGUAGGCAAGGAAGGUUUCUGAGUUUGAUUGGGAUGCUCACCACCCGGGUAGUUUGACAAGGCAGAGAAGGAAAUAAACAAUUGUCUGGCUUUCAGAAGACACAUGGGCAGCAUAUAAAUAAGUGGUGGUGGUGGUGGUGGUGGUGGUGGCGGCCCUGAGUCCCUGUGUUAGGACAGAAGAAUGGCUUCCUUAAAUAAAGGCACAGAAAGGAAUUUCCACCCUGCAGGUCAGGUAGCUUAGACAUCUUUAGGCCAUCAAAACCACAUCUGGCUCAGAGAAGGGUAGGGCAGCCAAUGCAUAUUUUUGUUUGAGAGACAGACAGACAAACAAACAGACAACCCACAAAGUUGCUAUAUUUAUAUAUUGAGGGGAAAACAACAACACAGACGUAACCAAGUUCAAGGCCAAUGAGAGACUGCAUGCGUCCUUUGCCUUUAAUUUCAUUGCCGGCAUUAUCGUACUAUAACUUUUGACCUACAGAUACCUCUAGUCUUAGUGCAAAGGUAGGUGCAAGGUUGGUCAGAAUCUACCAGUAGAUCUCUGGCUCAUUUGUAAUCCAGGCCACUGUUUUAACAUGUGGCUUUAGCAUAUGGCUCUGUCCCUAUUUUGGAACACGUUCUCCCCGUGUGCCUGUGGCCUCUGGGUUUAUCUAUUAAGAGUUGCCUAUGGCGCAUGAAAUUCUGCCUCAGUAGAAUUCUACCUUUCUACAACCUGCAGAGUCCCUUGUUUCCAGUUAUCCUGCGAUUAAUUAGAUGACCUCAAGAAAAUUGGGCAUCCUCUAUCACAAAAUCGCAAGCCGUGGUUGAAGCCAAGCCUGCAAAGUUUAAACCAGCCACCACCAAUCUGGUACAGUGGUACCUUGGGUUAAGUACUUAAUUCGUUCCGGAGGUCCGUUCUUAACCUGAAACUGUUCUUAACCUGAAGCACCACUUUAGCUAAUGGGGCCGCCUGCUGCCACCGCACCGCCGCUGCACAAUUUCUGUUCUCAUCCUGAAGCAAAGUUCUUAACCCAAGGUACUAUUUCUGGGUUAGCGGAGUCUGUAACCUGAAGCGUAUGUAACCAGAGGUACCACUGUACUUCCUUGAUGUUCAGGACUUCAGCCCCUGCCAGCUGUGAUGCAAGCGUCAAUGCAAGCAAUUAAUCCGAUUAAUUGAUGGAAAACCUCUUUAUCUACAAAAAGGUGCCCCCCCCUGUUAAAUAGGCAGCGGUUCCCCCCUCACAACAAUGUAUUUUUGAUUCAAGUACAUAUAAAGAUUACAAGAUAUGAACACAGGAAGCUUCCUUCUGCUGAGUCAGACCGUUGGCCCAUCUCACUCAGCAUCUCCCACACUGACUGGCAGCAGUUUGUCCCGGAUUUCAGGCAGGGAGCCUCUCCCAGUCCCUUCUUUCCAGCCGGGGUUUGAACUUGGGACCUUCUACAUGCAAGGCAGAUAUGCUCUACCUCUGAGUUAUGGCAAGCACCAUCUCAUAAGAGGCACCUGCCCUUUUCUGCCUCUUAGGACGGGAUGCCUCUUCUAAGAUAAGAUCUGGAACGGCACCUGUGAGCCGCUUCUAAGAAGAAAGGAUGGUUCUAACUUUAAAACUGUUGGGUGGAAUUCAGCGCUGCACUAUUAACAAACCUGAAGCCCCUGAAAGUAACUUUUCUGAUGCAGGAAAGAUAAGAAAGGCGCACAGAGCUCUACUUUUCAGAUCUUUGCGCCCAGGACAGUAUGCGCCAGGAAAGAAAAAGGCCCUAAAGUCAAAAUCCACAGCUUGUGCAACAUACAAAAAACGACUCCCUGAUAGCUUUUUUGGAAUAAAUCAGAAAUAAAAGAACCUAUUGAAUGCAAUUAAAAAUCAAUAUGAACAUUUAAUACAAUGUAUAUGUACCAGAGAACCAGUGUGGCAUAAGGUCAGAGUGUUGGGAGAGGAGGGCUUGAAUCCCCACUUUAACAAAAAUUUUAGAAAUUAACAAACCUGUGUGCUCAAGUAUCUCAGCUUGUCAGAUGGAACAAUCCCCCCCCUCCUCCCUCUAUGUGCUGUGGGGCUGUCUUUUGACGCCUCCUCCAAGCCACAGACGGGGAGGGGUGCAGGGGGAGGACAGGAGAAACCCUGGUGCGCAAGCAGAAAUCACUGUAAAGCCUUCAACGGCUCAGGAGCGCAAACCUCAAGGACCGCCUCUUUCCAUAUGAACCUGCCCAGACCCUGAGAUCAUCUUCUGAGGCCCUUCUUCAUGGGCCUCCUCCUUGAGAGGUCUGGAGGGUAGCAACAUGAGAAAGGGCCUUCUCUGCAGUGGCUCCCCAUCUGUGGAAUGCUCUCCCCAGGGAAGCUCACCUGGCGCCUUCAUUAUACACCUUUAGGUGCCAAGCAAAAACGUUCCUUUUUAACCAGGCCUUUGGUUGAUCCAAUUUACAUCCUAUGCCCUUUUAAAAUGUAGGGUUUUUUGGAGGGGGGAGGGACUAUUGUGUUGUUGUUUUUAUUUUUAUUAGAUAUUUUGCGGUUUUAUAUCUUGAUUUUAUUUUGUGACCCACCCUGAGACCCCCUGGGUAUAGGGCGGUAUAUAAAUUCAACAGCAGCAACAACAUGGCUCUCUCCUUAGGUGAAUCCCACCUCUUUUUUACACAUUCAGGCUGCAAUCCUUUGUCCACUUGCCUCUGAGUAAGCCUGUUAAACCACUAGGACUUACUCCUGGGUAGACCUGUCUAGGAUUGCACCGUUAACCGGUCAAUCUGUGGCCUUCCAAACUGGGGGACGGUGUGAGGGAGCGCACAUGUUAUUGUUUUUGUUUGUUACUACGUUACGCAUUUUUGUGCUUUUUAUAUUGUCCACUGCCUCGUGAUUUUCGGGCGAAGGGUGCUAUCGAAUUUUAGUAAAUUUAAUAAACAACAGUGUAACCUUAUAUAUGCCUGCUCAGAGGAGCUGCAGCCUUAAACAUAUGCCAUUAAAUAACCCAUUAAUCAAGUAACAAUACAGUCAUACCUCGGCUCCCGAACACCUUGAGAGUCGAACGUUCUGGCUCACGAAAAAUUGAAAACCGGAAGCGAGUGUUCUGGUUUUUGAACUUUUUUUGGAAGCCGAACUUCCGGUGCAGCUUCCGCUAUUGUUUCCGGCGCACCUGUGCUAUCGGAAACUGAUCGGAAGCCGCGCCUUGGGUUUCUGAACAUUUCGGAAGUCGACUGUAAUAAUAAAACAUAUUUAAAAAUUGAAUCUGUUUUAUCUCUCUCCCCUGCCCCCCACAAAGGCCUUUUUUUUAAAAAAAAAAAAUGAAUGUAAGGAAUAGCUUAAUGGUCCGGUGUGUAAACAGGCUCACAGCAGGGAAGUGAGCUGGUGUUCUUGUGUUAGAAUAUCCUUUUCUAGGAAAGCUACUCUUUUACUGUUAAAACCUGGAUGGAAGCAACUUCUAACCACCGUGAAUAUUUUCAUUUGUUCAUUUGCCCCUGAGCAAAAGCAAGCUGGUGAACGUGGGCAGAGGCCCCAGUGACAGUUGCUGCUCUUCAGUGAAGCAAACCAGGGACUGCUCUGGACUGAAGUGAUCUCAGCAGAAAACCAGAGAACUUAAAGGGCUGGGGGCUGGGGAAGAAAACUGCCCAUCUGAUAAUGAGGAUUUCUGCCAGUCUUCUGCAUCCUGGUUCUCUAGGAUGUUUGGAGAGUGGGGGGUUAACCGAAAGAAGAGUAGCUUUCGGCAGUGUGCCAGAGGGACUGAAAAGGAUGCGAGACCUGAAAUGCUUGUUUCUAACAAUGCACAAGUGUUUUGGUGGCAGAACUGCUGGGUCGAUGGAGCAUCGGAUAUAAUAAUAAUAAUAAUAAUAAUAAUAAUAAUAAUAAUAAAUUUAUACCCCGCCCUUCCCGGUUCAGAAAACUGGGCUCAGGGCGGCUAACAACAAAUUUAAAACACUUAAUUGAUGCAACAAAAAACAGCAUAAAAUACAGUAUAAAACAUAAAUAACAAUAAAUUCUGAAUUCAAAAAUCAAUUUAGGGCGGGAAUCCAUCCAAUAUGAAGGCUGCUAUAGCUGUUUGUGGUGGAUGAUGACCCGUGCUCCGAAAAGUGUGGUCGAAAUGAAAGGGUUCAGCUCAGAUCAGACCACAUUUCAUAAAAUCAUACGCAAACUUUUACUAAAACAAAACUCCACAAGAGAGGGGGAAACUCCAAAUAAUUACACAGAUUAACAUAGCUCAGAAGGUAAGAAAACAGCAAAACUAACUUAUCCAGGUAAUUAACAUAAACACACCUAAAUUAACACACCUAAAUCUCAGUAGGCUGAGCAACGGAACAAGAUGCUUUCAAAAGCCCCAAAGCCUGCUUGGCUGGCUGCCGAGAACUCCCAGCAACCCAGGUUUUAUGGGAACUUAGACCAUGGGUCUAAUUAACUUGUGACACCGGCCUUGAAACCUUAACGGGAGACAGCUGUAUGUCAGCUCAUUAUUUCUGAGGUUCUAACCCAUUCCCGUAAACCAGAGCCAAUAUCACCACACCUUGCUUUUAACAAGGCUUGGGAUUUGGGAGACCCUAAUUCAAGUCUCCACUCGGCCAUUAAGCUCCCUGGGGGAGCUGGGACCAGUUGUUGUCUCUCGGCCAAAUCUACCGCACACGGUUGGUUAGGAGGAUAAAAUGGCGGCAUGCGUCUGAACUCCUUGGAGGAGAGGCAGGACAUAGAAUCUAAUACAGUGGUACCUCGGGUUACAGACGCUUCAGGUUACACACGCUUCAGGUUACAGACUCCGCUAACCCAGAAAUAGUUAAGAACUUUGCUUCAGGAUGAGAACAGAAAUCGCACGGCGACGGCAGCAGGAGGCCCCAUUAGCUAAAGUGGUGUCUCAGGUUAAGAACAGUUUCAGGUUAAGAACGGACCUCUGGAACGAAUUAAGUUCGUAACCAGAGUUACAUACUCGGGUUACAUACGCUUCAGGUUACAUACGCUUCAGGUUACACACUCCGCUAACCCGGAAAUAGUGCCUCAGGUUAAGAACUUUGCUUCAGAAUAAGAACAGAAAUCGGGCUCCGGUGGCACGGCAGCAGCAGGAGGCCCCAUUAGCUAAAGUGGUGCUUCAGGUUAAGAACAGUUUCAGGUUAAGAAUGGACCUCCGGAAUGAAUUACGUUCUUAACCUGAGGUACCACUGUAGUAUGAACAAACAGUGCAGCUCUUUGUCAGCACUGCUUUGGAAGACACCAUGGAAGCAAAUCAGCUCAGCUUCUGCCUCAGGAGCACACCUGUGGGCCGUGAAUUGUGCGAUGCAGUUGCAUAAGGGGUGAGGCUCGUGGAACCCAAGCUCACUGGUGUGUGGACGUUGGGCAAAGUAGGUGUGGUGGAGGCUGGUGGGUGAAGCUGGCACAAUAACUGAGCCUUGGCAAACGCAUUCCGUAAAAAAACAUUUGCAUAGGCCAAAGUGGGCAGAGCCGUUUGUGGUUCUCUCAGGAGGUGAUAUAACAAGCUGCUUCUUAUUUUUUACAGUUACCGCCACCCUACGAGCAAGCCCUGAGGUACCCUGCAACUUUACCAGGAACUGGAGCGGGUUCGGAGUUGUCAGCUGGACAGAGCUUGCCGGACAUGCUGCAAGCUUCGCCAACUUAUCAUGCUCAGAGGAACACUUCAGUGUAGGCUGCAGGUUGGGUCCGUCCCCCCAGCCCACCCCUGUGUCUGGGACAAUGCCAGAGUUUGGGGUGUGGGUUUCACCUGCACAGCAGCAGCCUGCCAAACCUUUCCAGGUGCAAAAGGAACUGGGUGGAACUCUCCAGAGCCGACACAAAGCCAAGUUUUUUUUGUGUUCCCCUUUCCUUUUCUUACUAGUAUUACAGUAUUGAGAGCGAAUGCUAGGAGAUCGCCAGCUCUUUCUGGAACUGAGCCUGAGGACGGCUGAACAGUGCCUGUGUACACCACUUGGGGGAAGCUGUGGUCUCUCCCUUUUGAAGUAUCCAAGGCCAGAGGAGUUUUGAAGAGACUAGAUCUAGGAACCCCUGUCUCUCAGGGCAGAGGGCCGGAAUCAGUUACCCUCAGGGCUGCCUUCUUGCCCUAGGAAUUGAAAAGCCACGUAGAAAACCCUAUGGAGAUUUCAGCCUGCAGGGUCAAACUUUGGACCAAGCCAGCGAGAGGCUCCCCUUGUCAUUUUUCAAGAGGCAGGCCAACACUUCCUGUUCAAAGAGCAUCCUUGGAGGGAAACACCAGCAACUAUUACAUUAAAAAGAAAACAGUGGGAGCUGCCAAACUUGCAAACUUUAAGCCUGAACAGGAGAAAGUUUCUUUUGUCUCUCUGGUUGUCUUAAGGAGUGUCGCUUAUCAGGGAUUGCAGCUUCAAGUGACAGAAUGAAUGUAUUUUGCCUCCAGCUGUUUCUACUGAUUCUCGGACAAAUUCCAAUGAGGAUUUCUCUCUCUUUUCUUUCAAUGCUGCAGGGCAGUUUUGCAAGUCCAAAUAGGACAGCAGAAGGCAGGAUCGGGAGCUUCUGCAGGGAAUUCCCUCCCUUCUUGGGAGUCUGAAGCAGCCCAAGGUUUUAGGGGCCAAGCCAUAUAACCAAGAAAGGGUUACAUGCAGAGACAAGAGGGAUCUCCCCCAGGAGGGGAGGAAGGUGGUGAUAACUGAUAGCUAUCACUCCUGUCAUUGGUUACUCUCCUUGAUUGCUCUGUCAGUUCGACUCUUUGAUUUUUGUUAUCUGGAUGGUUGUUGUUUUUUUGUAUUUGACAAAGAGGCUUUUAAAAUGUUCCUAAUGCCAUUGUUAAAACUGAAACAAUCAGAUCAGAGAGAAAAAAUGUUUUGGGGGCCUCCUUUCCCAUUGCAACUUUGUGAGUGUAAUGCUUGGGGGGGGUGGUUAGCCAAAUUCCUUUGUGUGGAAUUGAGAAGGUCAGCAGUGAUUCUUUUGUUUCAUACAGGUUCCAGCCUAUAAUUAUGGCGAGUGCAGACACACAACACUAAGGCUGAAUACACAUUAUUUUAUUCUAGAAUCCAUGGAGACUGAGUUCUUUUUCCUCCCCUACGAACUCCCCACACUAGCUAGCUACGUUGUAUAUUUUUGCCCCUGAAAAGUGCUACUUGACAAACUAGUUUAAAUUCCAGAAAUAAAAGCUCACUGCAGAUCAAUUCUGCAUUAUUACCAUUAGAAAACAGAUGCAGGCACAAGGGAACUUCCCUCCCUUUCCACACACCCCAAAUCUCCUUGGGCAUCCACCCCCCCCCAAGCCUCUGCUGCGGAUAUUGGCAGUGCAGAAGGUACACAGAGGCAGGGGAAGUUCUGUUGUGUUGCCAAAGACAUCCCAUGCGAGCAGCGAUUUUGGUGGAUUCAACCUCGUAUCUACUGCGUUCAUGCAUGCAUUGCAUCAUUUAUUUUCCCUUUUCUUACUAGGUUUUUGUUUUUUCCAAAUGCUGGUGUUUCCUGUGUAUAUGGCUACGUGGUUUCAGAUGGUAGAAUUCCCCUCCCAUCUGAAAAUCAAAAUGGAGGGAGCUGCUACAUCCCAGAUUUUUUUAAAAAAGAAUGGAUUAAAUGCGCAGGAGGCAAAAGCAAACUGAGGGACAUAACCAGACACACAGGGCAGACGAAAGCAUGAAAGGGCAGCCUGCGGCACUCCUGGCUAGGAGCAGAAUGGCCCAGGCGUCUCCCUAAAGCAUUGCGUCAAGUCUGCCCUCUUUACUGUGCUAACAGCUGCUUCCCAGCUCAGUAGGCCAGAGUUUUUAAAAAACCCAAAGCCACUGGUCCUUCCUGCAUAUUUAUAGUAAAGGUAAAGGACCCCUAGAUGGUUAAGUCCAGUCAAAGCCGACUAUGGGGUGCGGCGCUCAUCUCGCUUUACUGGCCGAGGGAGCUGGCAUUUGUCCACAGACAGCUUUCUGGGUCAUGUGGCCAGCAUGACUAAACCGCUUUUGGCGCAACGGGACACUGUGAUGGAAACCAGAGUGCACAGAAACACCGUUUACCU
Podarcis lilfordi (Lilford's wall lizard) is the source of this 27624-nucleotide messenger RNA. The record is from the annotation of a GenBank genome assembly. Lineage: Eukaryota; Metazoa; Chordata; Lepidosauria; Squamata; Lacertidae.